This is a messenger RNA of Etheostoma spectabile (orangethroat darter), 978 nucleotides long. RefSeq names its product oocyte zinc finger protein XlCOF19-like. Gene Ontology annotation, cellular component: nucleus. Gene Ontology annotation, biological process: regulation of transcription by RNA polymerase II. The transcript is spliced from 2 exons. The record is from RefSeq and is a predicted model, not a curated record. Lineage: Eukaryota; Metazoa; Chordata; Actinopteri; Perciformes; Percidae. The coding region runs from base 1 to 789 and encodes 262 amino acids. Gene Ontology annotation, molecular function: DNA-binding transcription factor activity, RNA polymerase II-specific.
AUGGAUGCCAAACAGCCAACUGCACCUACAUUCGCAGAGGAGAGUCCCUCUAAACAGGAGGAGUGGAACCCGGGUGUGUGCCAGGACGAGCCAGGACCCUCCCAGGUUAAAGUAGAGGACGAUGAGCAGAAGGAGGAACUAUGGAUCAACGGAAUGGAUGAGCAACCUUCAGCGGAGGAAAGCGAUGACGGGGACGCCUUGACGAAAGAACUCAUCAGAACAGUGCAGCAGUUAGAAGACUGCAGGGCAGCAGAGGAGAGCACAGAGCCGAAGCAAAGCCCUGCAGAGGAUCCAGAGCACUCUGAAGAGAAGACAAGUACCACCUUAUAUCGCUGCCACAUAUGCAACUACAUAUUCACCAAAAAAACUGUGCUUACAUGGCACCUCAAGACACACGAGAGCAAGUCACAUGACAGCAAGGGGAACUUUGAUUGUCACAUAUGUGGCAAACACAUACCCUGUCAGAGCAAUCUGCAGAACCACAUGAGAGUACACACAGGAGAGAGACCCUACAGCUGCCAUUUCUGUGGCAAGUGUUUUAAACUGAAAGGACACAUGACAGAACACAUAAGAACUCACACAGGAGAGAAGCCUUUCAGCUGUCACAUUUGUGACAAAUCUUUUAACAGGGGUUCAACUCUGAGGAAACACGUUUUUGCCAAACAUAAAGAGGAGAGACCAUACAAAUGUGGGGAUUGUGAUGAGUUAUUCACUGAAAGGUUGCUGAUGAAGAAGCACAUGCGAAAGGUUCACGGAGUCAAACUUGCCACAAGUCAAAGUCCUGCCUAGAAAUUCCGAACAGACGUCAUUAAUGAAGUCAUGUUGCAUACGGUCUAAACAUUUCGACACUAGCGCCUGUGAGUUAUUUUACCAAUACCAGAAGAUUUUAAAUUUGGCUUUGAGGAUGUUAUAGUUUAGUACACAAGCCAAACUUCUCAAAUGUUGAAUGCUGUCUAACAUAGACAGCCAUACAAAACU